Messenger RNA from Teleopsis dalmanni, 519 nucleotides. Its product is annotated as rhodanese domain-containing protein CG4456-like. Gene Ontology annotation, cellular component: mitochondrion. The transcript is spliced from 3 exons. Gene Ontology annotation, molecular function: thiosulfate-cyanide sulfurtransferase activity. The record is from RefSeq and is a predicted model, not a curated record. Bases 118 to 453 code for a protein of 111 amino acids. NCBI's taxonomy places the organism in Eukaryota, Metazoa, Arthropoda, Insecta, Diptera, Diopsidae.
AGACAUAGUGUAUCUAUCGAUAGAACUUUUACAGAAACUGAUUUCAGUUUGUUUGGCUAAGUUUAGUUACUAAUACACCGCUCAAGUGAAUAGUUUAUUUUUUAGUGGAAAUUAAAAAUGGCAACUUAUGAGGAAGUUAAAGACAUUCCAAAUCAUCCAGAGAAAUAUUUAAUUGAUGUACGAAACAGAGAUGAGAUUGCGAAUACCGGUUCUAUUCCAGGAAGCAUUAACAUACCAUUGCCUGAAUUACAGGAAGCUUUAACUGGAGGUGAUGCCAGUUUUUUGGAAACUUAUGGACGAGAAAAACCAGCAAUGGACGCUGUAAUUAUAUUCACAUGUCAGUCUGGUCGACGUGCAGCGAAUGCUACUGCUAUUGCUACAGAUCUCGGUUAUAUUAACUCUAAAAGCUAUCCUGGAUCAUGGUUGGAAUGGUCUCAAAGAGAAGGACUUUAAAAAUUAAUUAAAACAACAAAAUUGAAUAGAAAUGAACUAAAAUAAAUUUCUAAAUAUUAAAUUGUU